CACAACAACCCACUGAAACCAAAAGGAAAAGUCGUAGCGGCAUAAACAGGCAAAAACUGAGUUUGGUCCUUGUACCAUGUCAUCCUCUGCAAGAACUGCUGUUUCAAAAUGCAAGUUACCACCUUUAUCCACAAACCCAGAAAGACCCACAUCUUCAAAUUCCCACAGCUCAACCAAGCUUUCAUCUUUCUUCACAAACCAAGCUAGUAGUAAUACCGCUAUACCCACUUCUUCAAAUCCCAAAACUUCACCAAAAAACCCAAUUCCUAGAGUUCUAAUCCAAACCCCACUUGACAAGUUCCUCCAAGCAAACUGUAAGUCAGGUGACAUCACUCUCAAUGAAGCACUUCACUAUUUUGACCACAUGAUUUAUAUGCAACCUCCUCCUCCAAUGUCAUCAUUCAAUCGUUUAUUAGGUGGACUUGUCAAGAGUAAGCAUUACUCUCAUGUUUUCUCAUUUUGUAAUAAGUUGACAUCUUCUGGUUUAUUGCCCAAUUUGAUUACACUUAAUAUUUUGGUUAACUGCCUUUGUAAUAUGAACCGGGUUUGUGAUGGUUUUGUGGUCAUGGGAAGUAUGAUUAGGAAGGGUUAUAGACCAACUACUGUGACUUUUACUUCUUUGGUUAAAGGGCUGUGUAUGGAGAAUAGGAUUGAUGAGGCAAACAGGUUGUUUGAGAAAAUGAUCAAGUUCAGGUGUCAGCCUAGUGUGAUUUGUUAUGGUACUUUGAUUAAUGGGUUGUGCCGAAUGGGCAAGACAGAUGUUGCACUUAAGUUACAUGAAGAAAUGAAUAGUGGGAAUGGUGUUAGGUUUAGGCCGAAUACUGUGACUUUUACAUCUUUGAUCCAGGGUUUGUGUGUGGAGGAUAGGAUAGAUGAGGCAACCAGUUUGUUUGAGAAAAUGAAGAAGUUGCGGUGUCAUCCUAGCGUGAUUACGUAUGGUACUUUGAUUAAUGGGUUCUGCAGAACAGGCAAGACAGAUGUUGCACUUAGUUUACAUGAAGAAAUGGCUAAUGAGAAUGGUGGAUAUGGUGUUGAUUGUAAGCCGAAUUCAGUUACUUACGGGAUUAUUAUUGAUCGGCUUUGUAAAGAUGGGAUGAUAGAUAAGGCAACAGAGCUUUUCCUAGAAAUGAAAAAUAGAGGGAUUUUUCCAGAUGUGGUUGUAUAUAGUAUUCUAAUACAUGGUUUGUUCUAUAAUGAAAAAUGGGAAGCCGGUAAAGCUUUGUUACAUGAGAUGAUAGAUAGCGGUAUCCAGCCUGAUUUGGUAACAUUCAAUGUGUUAAUAGGGGCACUUUGCAGAAGGGGAAAUGUGAAAGAUAGCCGUGACUUGCUAAAGUUGAUGAUUCGAAGAGGCAUGAAUCCCAAUAUUUUUACUUACAAUACUUUGAUGGAUGGCUUAUGUUUGGUGGGUAAUCUUGAUGAAGCAAGAGAGCUAUUUCAUUCUAUCUCAACUAGGGGGUGUGAACCUGGUGCAAUCAGCUACUCUGUGUUAAUCAACGGUUACUGCAAGUAUAGGAAGAUACAGGAAGCCAUCAAUCUUUAUGAGGAAAUGAUUUUCAAAGGAGUUAAGCCAACUGUAAUAACAUAUAAUGCCUUAUUAACUGGUAUUUUUCAGAUGGGCAAAGUUCAGGAUGCACAGAAACUGUUUCAUGAGAUGCACACUCAGAAUGUGCUACCGGAUUCAGCUACAUAUUUAAUAUUAUUGGAUGGCCUUUGCAAACAUGAUUGCAAACCAGAAGCAAUGGAUAUUUUUCAUUCUUUAGAAAAUUCCAAUUUUAGAUUUAGUGUUGAAAUUUUUAAUUGUCUUAUGGAUGGGUUCUGUAAAUCAGGGAAGCUUGAAAUUGCUUGGGACCUAUUUCACAAAAUGUCAAGUAAAGGCUUGCUACCAAAUGUUAUAACAUACUCCAUAAUGAUUCAUGGCCUCUGUAUGGAAGGCCAACUGGAAAAGGCAAAUGGUUUGCUUUUAGAAAUGGAAGGAAAAGGUUGUCUUCCAAAUGUCAUCACUUACAAUACCCUUAUGCGGGGUUUCUGCCUAAAUGAUGACUCGACAAAGGUUGUUGAACUGCUGCAUAAGAUGUCAGAAAGAAAUCUGUCACCAGAUGACUCUACAAUCUCCAUUGUCGUAGACUUGCUGUCAAAGGAUGAAAGGUUACGUAAAUGUCUGGACUUGCUACCCACAUUUCCUGCUACCAGCCAAUUGAGGAUGCCAUGAUAAGUUUCAAGUCACUAGCAUGAUGUUCGGUCAUUCCUCCUAACCCGAAAUACUUCUGAUUCUGUUUGCUCACACAUUUUAACAGAAGUUACAAAAUGUGAAGGUGCAUUGCCAUGGUCUUAAGGGCCAAUAUAUUGUAUUCAAAGUAAAAACUUGAAUAGUGGGGAUUUGUCAGAGCAGAGGAGAUCAUGGAUAGUACUUGCAUUCACUAGCGGCUGCAGUCCGUGUUUGACCCCCCUGAAUCAACGUUGCAAAGAAACAAGAUCUGGUGCAAUGUACUACUGAUGUGUCUGGCUCUCAUCACAUGGUGCUUCAUGGAAGAGAGGCUCACCUGAAAAGGUUAAUGUUCUGUGGAAUUUCUCCUCAAUAUUACUCUUUUGUUGAUUCCUCAUGAAGCAUUGUAACCAUUCAAUGUCCUGUUUCACUUCCUGUUGUAAAACAGGUAUUAAGCUUCUUUCUAUUGAACUAGACUGAAUUUUUUUUUUCCGUGAAAGAUAUUUAGCAGUUAAUCAUUAUUUAAUGUUGUCAAAUUCUCCGCUGCAAGGCCCUCUUCAGCCUUUGUUUAAUUUAUUUACUUGACAAGCAUAAAUUAUUUCCCAGCUGAUGUGCAGGUUAGUGAAUUUGAGAGUCUGGCCAGCAUGGGUAAAAUCUGGAGUAUAUGAAUGUGGGUACAUACAGCUGGGUGCUUAUGCACUUAUAGAAUACUUAGUAUUUACAGUUGCCACAUUUAAUAUACCUAGGUGCUUUACUAAGCAUAAACAUAUUAGCUACUUACUCUUCAGUAUAAUAAGUCCUUGAUGUCUUUCGCUAAAUGGUCCUGUUUGAUGGUAAUAAGAGAGUAAAGUUGUAUACCUAUGAAACUGAAGGUUCUGCUUGUACUGAAGGCCUACUUAGGCUGAUUUUUUUGACAGUCCACUAAACCAACGUUGUAUAAGGUUUCCAGAUCAUUGGUUUUCCUUCAUUUCGGUUGGACUAAUGGAUAAUGGGGUUUUAAUUUUCUUUGAUUCUUUUCCUUUCUAGACGAUCGUGCACUGUGGCAGUGACUAUUGUGCAUCUCUUUCCCACCAGAGGACUCUACAGUCUCCCUUGUCAUUGAGUAGGUCUUAAAGGAUGAUAAAUCUUGUACAUGUUUGGACUUGCCUCCAACAGUUCCUGCCACUAGCCAAUUGAAGGAUGCCAUGACAAGUUUCAAGUCGCUAGCAUAAUAUUCAGUCAUUCGAACUGCAGAUACAAAAUGUGAAGGCGCAUUGCCAUGGUUUCAAUGGCUAAUAGUUAUUGUAUUCAAAGCAAGAAACUAUUGUGGUGGAGUGACUGGGCUCUGUGUGAAGAUGAGAUCACUGUAUGCUCAUGGAUUGAACUUGCAUUCAAGUAGCAGCUGCCAGCUACAGUCCGUGUGACUCCUCUGAAUCAAGGUUGCAAAGAAACAAGAUCUAGUGCAGCGUAUUUUGCAGAUAUCUUGUUUUCUCAUAGCCAUGGUGUUGCAUAGAAGAGAGGCUCACCUCAAAAAGUUGAUGAGUGAACAUGAGCUGUGGGUCUUCUCAAGCCUUUUGUUGGAUUCCUUUUUCAUGAUGGGCACAAAUAUUUCUCAACUGAUGUGCAGGCUGGCAAAUUUGAGUCUGGGCAGCUUGGGAAAACUGUAUAGUGUAUACCUAUGAGGCUAUGAAUACGUGUGAAUGUUAUCAUGUCCAUAUGUACUGACAGAAUAAUACUAGUAUUUGCUGUUAUCA
Messenger RNA from Rosa rugosa (rugosa rose), 3936 nucleotides. Its product is annotated as pentatricopeptide repeat-containing protein At3g22470, mitochondrial-like. The transcript has 2 exons. NCBI's taxonomy places the organism in Eukaryota, Viridiplantae, Streptophyta, Magnoliopsida, Rosales, Rosaceae. The record is from RefSeq and is a predicted model, not a curated record. Bases 77 to 2209 code for a protein of 710 amino acids. Gene Ontology annotation, molecular function: protein binding.